Molecule: messenger RNA, 2599 nt
Organism: Nothobranchius furzeri (turquoise killifish)
Lineage: Eukaryota; Metazoa; Chordata; Actinopteri; Cyprinodontiformes; Nothobranchiidae
Product: zinc finger protein ubi-d4
Biological process (GO): positive regulation of transcription by RNA polymerase II
Cellular component (GO): MLL3/4 complex
Molecular function (GO): histone H3K4 methyltransferase activity; histone binding; transcription coactivator activity
Source: RefSeq, a predicted model, not a curated record
AAAGGCGAUAACGUCAGUAUCUUUUGCGCAGGCGCACUGGGACAUCACACAACCGCAGUAAGCAAACAUGGCAGCCGCGGUCGACAGUGUUGUGAAAGUGCUAGGAGAGCAGUAUUACAGGGAUGCCAUGGAGCAGUGCCACAGCUACAACGCUCGUCUCUGUGCCGAGCGCAGCAUCCUCAUGCCCUUCCUAGACUCUCAGACUGGCGUUGCUCAGUCCAACUGCUAUAUCUGGAUGGAGAAGAGACACAGAAGUGCAGGUGUCGCUCCAGGACAGCUGUACUCUUAUCCAGCCCGUCGUUGGAGAAAGAAGCGGCGCUCCCAUCCUCCAGAGGAUCCCCGCCUGGCUUUCCCAACUCUCAAAGCAGAUGAUUUGGAGCUGGGACUGAAGCGGGAUACUUUAGGAGCGGUGGAUGGGAGCAGCUUGGAGGCGUUGCUGAAAGGGGAGCCCCUUGAAAGGAGGGGUGGUGUGUCGGAGCUGCGUGGACCUGAGGAUGAUCCAGCCACUGUGGAGCCUCCUGCUACUUCAACGGUUACUCACACGUCCUCAGGGCGCAUCCGUAAGAGAGUCCUUGAUCACGACGACUACCUGGAUGAUCUAGAUGAUGAAGACUUUGAGGAUGAGACCCCAAAGAGGCGAGGCAAGAACAAGACCAAGGGCCGGGGUGACAAGAACGGCAAGAAGAAGUCGGAGGCUGCAGCGGCAGCGCUGGAGGAGAGGGACAAACCUUACGCUUGUGACAUCUGUGGGAAGCGCUACAAGAACCGUCCUGGCCUGAGCUACCACUAUACACACUCUCACCUGGCAGAGGAGGAGGGCGAGGACCACGAGGAGAUCGAGGCACCACCCACUCCUCGCCAGCCUGAGGAACAGAAGACAACCAAGAAGGGUCCCAAUGGACUGGCACUGCCCAAUGAUUACUGUGACUUCUGUCUGGGAGAUUCCACCUUAAACCAAAAGACUGGCCAGUCGGAGGAACUGGUGUCCUGCUCAGACUGCGGACGAUCCGGCCACCCGACAUGCCUGCAGUUCACACCAGUGAUGAUGGCUGCUGUGAAGACCUACCGCUGGCAGUGCAUCGAGUGCAAAUGCUGCAACGUUUGUGGCACAUCGGAGAAUGACGACCAGCUGCUGUUCUGUGAUGACUGUGAUCGAGGCUACCACAUGUACUGUCUAACUCCACCCAUGACUGAACCACCGGAAGGGAGCUGGAGCUGCCACCUGUGCCUGGCUCUGCUGAAGGACAAGGCCUCCAUAUACCAGCAGAACCAGAGCUCUACCCCCGAGUGACCCCAGAACACCAGCCCCUCCUCUCAGCAGCAGGACCCCACCCCCAGGUCAGAACCUCCUGUCAGUCCGGACUGCUGGGCCCCGUCCAGAUGUAGUAGCUGGGUCAGAUCGCAGAUCAGCUUUACGAAGCGUUCUCAGCUACAGCGUUAGCCAGGGGACACGCCUCAGAUCAGCCAACACGGGAUCCAACUAUCACUACCAAGUCCCUGAGACCUUCUGUCCACCCUGUAACAUAUCGUGUGUAAAUACGUUACACACACACACACCUGCUGGACUGUUACACACACACGCACACACCGAGCGCAUGCAGUAACCAUGGUAACUGCUGUCUCCAUUGGAGCUCCCAGGAGAAAAAGGAUUAGCAUCACAACUAAUUAUCAGCACCCUUCACACUCGGCGAGAGCUGAGACGACAGUUUGUCUUCUUUUAAAUGAUCUAUUUUUUACUCCCCGAGAGCGACGUCACCACAUAUGUGCUCAAAGGAUAUUAUUAUUAUUAUUAUUAUAAUGAUCAUGGUUUCUGGUUACUAGUGGGUUUUUGUAGUGGCUUUCGUCUGUGUAAUGUUGUCCCAUUCAAAUUGAGCGUUUAGUGCUUUUGGAACGGUUUCCCACAGGAACCACAGUGGCUCGUCACGAGAACGUGGUGGGACGGAGACGGUGAGGUCCGUCAGCACGAAUGCUCGUGAUGAGGCUUCUUAAAAACAAACACUACAAGAGAAAGACAAGUUCACCAGACUAAAACCGAAUGUUUAAUUUUAUUCCUGAAGACCCAUAAUUAGCGGGGAAACUGAUGGUGGUUCAUUUUUCAGUUGACUCUUUGACCAUGUUGCAGCAUCUGAUCAAAGAUGAAUUUUAGCAUUUAAAAGAAUAAAUUGGCAGCGGUAUUUUUUCAUACAUGACAGUUGACCCAGCGGCUUUCACUGACGACCGUAGCUGCUUUAUAACUCAUCACAUGGAGGCUGGUUUGCAUGUAGAUCGGACAGUUUCAUAUCACAAGUGUUUCUUUUUUUUCUUACAUUUGAUAUUGCCUCAUAUUCUGUUAGAAUCGGGAGUUUUUACUAGUUGAAUUUUGUAAAAUCUGGUAUCACUUCAGUAUAUAUCUCCUAUUGCAUUCUAUGUACUGUAUCGACUUUUCUACUUUUGUUAUGACUGUGAUAUGUUUAAAAUCAUUUGGUUUUCCAGAUAUGUCACACUUUCAUCAUACGUAUUUGUAAAACUAUGUACUUUGUUGUAAUUUUUUUUAACAUUUCUUUUGUAUUGAAGCUGAUUUAGCCCAACCAAAAUAAAAAUCUAUUUGAAAAAGUAAAAA